Messenger RNA from Musa acuminata AAA Group (dessert banana), 1689 nucleotides. Its product is annotated as transcription factor bHLH153. Gene Ontology annotation, biological process: regulation of transcription by RNA polymerase II. Gene Ontology annotation, molecular function: protein dimerization activity; RNA polymerase II cis-regulatory region sequence-specific DNA binding; DNA-binding transcription factor activity, RNA polymerase II-specific. Gene Ontology annotation, cellular component: nucleus. The record is from RefSeq and is a predicted model, not a curated record. Bases 798 to 1211 code for a protein of 137 amino acids. The transcript is spliced from 6 exons. Lineage: Eukaryota; Viridiplantae; Streptophyta; Magnoliopsida; Zingiberales; Musaceae.
ACUCCUCCUCCCUCUCACUGUCGAGGUUGAUUUGGAUGGAUAGAAGCAGCAGCAGAAGGUGUUGAGCUCCCAUGUCUUCAAUCUGAUCUGAUUCUUCCUGAAGCUGCUUCUUGUUGGGCUUUCACACAGCUCUUCUCCUGGGAUCUUGCUAUUAGCCUUCAACUUUGAUGAGCGAGAUUAGGAGCAACCACACCACCAGUUGUGGACCUCGGGAUUCAUAACUAGGACAGAUAGUUGUCAGCUGUUAGCAUGGUGGGAAGGAUGAGAUGUGAGGACAGUGACUGGUCGACCACUUCAUAGUACUUCCACAGUAGCAUAAAUGCCAUUCCUGUUGCUUGCAGUCAUGGAUUUUUAAGGUUAGCUAAUGGAUUUGAACUCCAACAACAGAGAAGAUGAGAUUAAAACAGAUGAGGAGAAGUGGCAGAAUUGAGGUGCCAAGAGCCAAAUCUUGAGUAGGUUGAGGCUUAGUAUGGUAGAGCACAGAGGGUGGUACAGCUUUAGUCAACAUGGGCUCUUGUCUUAUUGGUCUAUGCCCUCCCUAAGUUUUCAGACCUGUGGGGAAAUGGAGAAGGUUCAGUGCAUCAAUGGCAGAUCCAAAUAAACAAAUUGAGGAAGAGAGACAGGAAGACAGGUGCAACAGAAUUGGAGGAGGCAGCAAGACCAUUUUGUCAAAGCUUGAGUUCAUUCUCAUGGAUCUCGUUGACUUUGAAACUUGUCCUCUCUAACACAUGACUAACACUGGACUGUGUUCUCCAAACCAGAAGAGCAGAUAGAAGAGGAGGAGGAAGAAGAGGAAGAUGAUGAUGAUGACAGAAGUGGUCGAUCACAAACGACGAGGCCACGAUGGCUUUGUUCUUGGCAACUUGAGUGGAGAAAAGAGGCUCAAAGCUGCCGUCCCUCCCAAGGAGAAGAAGGACAAGAUCGGAGAGCGAGUGUCGAAGCUGCAACAGCUGGUCUCGCCUUUCGGAAAGUCGGACACAGCAUCUGUUCUUUCCGAGGCCACUGCCUACAUCAAAUUCUUGCAUGAUCAACUCCAGGUGCUGAGCGCUCCUUAUCUGCAGACGACAGUGACGGGGGAGAUGGAGGAAGGUGAGCAUCACAGCCUAAGAAGCCGUGGCCUCUGUCUCGUGCCGGUCGCCUCCACACGCAGAAUUGCUCAAAGCAAUGGCGCCGAUCUAUGGGCGCCGGUGAACUCAAACAGAUCACCAUAAACUACAACAGUGUGAUCUUAAUAUCGGUGACUGCAUCUGCAGGUUGAGGAAACAUCUUCUCCAGAGCCGGGAAGUGGUGUCGACUUGUUUGCUUGAUUGAGAUUCUAACUCCAAUUCAUUUCCUCUUCGGACCUGAUAAUUCCAUUACAGUGUCACUCAAUUCAGUGUUGCUCAGAUAUAUAUUACACAUGUUUGUAUAUGCCAUGAUGGUGCCUCUCACUGGAUGCUGGAAGCAGCUGCAUGCACUUCUAGGAAGAUUUGCUCAAGUAGAAGCUGUGAGAUUGCAUAGAGCCCUAUAGUUUGCAGAUUUCACUGCAACUGGAGAUCUGAACAAUUGCAUGAUAAAAGGAUGUUAUGAUUUCUGUAUUGCUAGUAAGAAAAGCUCAUGUCACAUUUAGUGCACAUGGUUCUUCUGAGAAGGCAGUACAGUCUGCCAUGGAUCAAAACUAAAUGCUAGAGAUGAAGGCACUUCUUGUUA